Oncorhynchus gorbuscha (pink salmon) is the source of this 1482-nucleotide messenger RNA. RefSeq names its product propionyl-CoA carboxylase alpha chain, mitochondrial-like. Gene Ontology annotation, cellular component: mitochondrion. The transcript is spliced from 9 exons. The record is from RefSeq and is a predicted model, not a curated record. Lineage: Eukaryota; Metazoa; Chordata; Actinopteri; Salmoniformes; Salmonidae. Gene Ontology annotation, molecular function: propionyl-CoA carboxylase activity. Bases 21 to 911 code for a protein of 296 amino acids.
UGACAUGUAGUCAUAUUGACAUGUUGUCUCCUCUCUAUCAGGUGCGUGUGGACAGUGGCAUCCAAGAAGGAAGUGACAUCAGUAUCUACUAUGACCCAAUGAUCUCCAAGCUGGUGACCUAUGGCGACACGCGCGCUGAAGCCCUGCAGAGGAUGGAGGCGGCUCUGGAUAACUACGUCAUCAGAGGUGUGACCCACAACAUCCCCCUGCUCAGAGAGAUCAUCACCCACCCUCGCUUCAUCUCUGGUGACAUCACCACUAACUUCCUGCCAGAGGAAUACCCAGAGGGGUUCAAAGGUCACCAGCUGACCUCCGAGGGUCGCAGGGAGCUCGUCGCCACCGCAGCCGCUCUCUACGUCUCCGCACAGCUCCGCUCCCAGAGGUUCCUGGGUAAUCUUAGGGUGUCCACAACCCCCAGGAGCAGAGGAAGCCACACGGUCGCUGUGUCACGCUCUGGAUCCACGUUCACUGUGGAGGUGGAUGGAGUUAAGGUGGAGGUUAGUGGAGAGUGGAACCUGGCCUCAGCCCUGCUGCCUGUCACCAUCAACAGAACCCCCAGGGUUCUACAGUGUCUGUCUAGAGACGCAGGAGGAGACAUCACUCUACAGUACCUGGGCACACAGUUUAAGGUGCGGGUUGUCAGUCAGCUGGUAUCCACGCUGAGCGCUCACAUGCCUGAGAAGGUUCCAGAAGACACCAGCAGCAUCCUGCGUUCUCCCAUGCCUGGCUCCGUGGUCGCCGUGUCUGUCAAACCUGGAGACGUGGUGGCUGAAGGCCAGGAGAUCUGUGUGAUCGAGGCCAUGAAGAUGCAGAACAGCUUGAUUGCUGCUAAAGCUGCCAAGGUGAAGAGUGUCCACUGUAAAGCAGGAGAGACGGUUGGAGAGGGAGACCUUCUGGUCCAACUGGAGUAGGAUCUAACCUACGACCUCUAACCUCUGCCCUCCCACCUCUGACUUCGCUCGACCAGGGAUUGGCUUCGAAGUCCGGUUGAAGGAAUUCUGGGACGAAGGAAUGAACAGGAUACUAGUAGACUAGAUGGACCGUUCCCCAGUCUGUCCUUGUUGUUUUGUUCUUCUGAUGUUUUGGUCUUCCUGUGGUACUAGUAGGCUACACUCUCCAGUAUUGGCUUCUGGGAUUCACUUGUUCUAGGAAUUUGACUGAAAAAACUGAAAAACAAGAUGGACGCUGUGCACCUGUUUUAGUGCCUUCAGCCUCUGAAAAGAGGAUUGUCCUUUUUAAAUAUGAUGAAUACUGUAUAUAUCACUUAGCUACAUGUCACUAAUCAUGUGUAAUGUACUUCCUCACUAGCCUGGUCUCAGAUCUGUUUGUGCCAUUUUGCCAGGACGUCCGGGACCAGGCUAGCACCUCUCAUUUCAAUGUAAUGAGACACUUGUAUCAGUUUAGAAACCUGGUUAUAGUAAAAACGCUACUCUCUUAGGUGGAGUUACGUUUGCCUUUUUAAAGGAUAUGUCUCAAUCCCAA